Messenger RNA from Agrilus planipennis (emerald ash borer), 1521 nucleotides. RefSeq names its product cyclin-dependent kinase 9 (gene Cdk9). Gene Ontology annotation, cellular component: nucleus. Gene Ontology annotation, biological process: protein phosphorylation. Gene Ontology annotation, molecular function: cyclin-dependent protein serine/threonine kinase activity; ATP binding. The transcript is spliced from 4 exons. NCBI's taxonomy places the organism in Eukaryota, Metazoa, Arthropoda, Insecta, Coleoptera, Buprestidae. The record is from RefSeq and is a predicted model, not a curated record. The coding region runs from base 79 to 1302 and encodes 407 amino acids.
GAGCAGAUCUGAGCAAAUCUGCAGUACUAACAUUGUUAAUGUAAUUCAGCCCUAUUUUCCUAUUUAUUCAUCGUAAUAAUGCUACCAGGGGCUAAUUUGCGCGAUGUGAACCAUUCAGGUAGUGGUAGUACCCCUGCAAAUCAUAACCAUUCGGUUAUGAUGAGCACAAGGGAAAAGGAAAAGUACAUAGAAAAUUUUAACUUUCCAUUUUGUGAUGAAUCAAGUAAAUAUGAAAAAGUAGCAAAAAUCGGCCAAGGAACUUUUGGAGAAGUUUUCAAAGCUCGUGACAAAAGUAAUCCCAAGAAGUUUGUUGCUAUGAAAAAGGUGCUAAUGGACAAUGAAAAGGAAGGGUUUCCAAUAACUGCACUACGAGAAAUUCGUAUUCUUCAGUUACUGAAACAUGAAAAUGUGGUGCAUUUGAUAGAGAUAUGUCGGACUAAAGCAUCUCAGCAUAACCGAUACCGUUCAAUGUUUUAUUUAGUGUUUGAAUUUUGUGAACAUGAUUUAGCAGGGUUAUUGUCAAAUGUAAACGUAAAAUUUAAUUUAGGUGAAAUUAAAAAAGUCAUGCAACAAUUACUAAAUGGGCUUUACUACAUUCACAGUAACAAAAUCCUUCAUAGAGACAUGAAAGCUGCAAAUGUUUUAAUUACAAAGAAUGGUGUAUUAAAACUAGCAGAUUUUGGUUUAGCCCGAGCAUUUAGUACAAAUAAGAAUGGGCAACCAAACAGAUUUACCAAUCGAGUGGUAACAUUAUGGUAUAGACCUCCAGAAUUACUACUGGGAGAGAGAAAUUAUGGACCACCUGUAGAUUUAUGGGGAGCUGGAUGUAUAAUGGCUGAAAUGUGGACCCGAUCUCCCAUAAUGCAGGGCAACAGUGAACAGCAGCAACUGACAUUAAUAUCACAACUUUGUGGAUCUAUUACUCCUACUGUUUGGCCUGGGGUUGAAAAUCUAGAAUUAUAUAAGAAGAUGGAUCUACCUCAGCAACAAAAAAGAAAGGUCAAAGAAAGGUUGAAGCCCUAUAUGAAAGACCCUUAUGCAUUGGAUUUGUUGGACAAAUUAUUGGUUCUUGACCCUUCUAAAAGACAUGACGCGGAUUCUGCCCUUAACCAUGACUUUUUCUGGACUGAUCCCAUGCCCUGUGAUCUCGGUAAAAUGUUGGCUCAACAUUCUCAAAGUAUGUUUGAAUUUUUGGCGCCCCCGCGACGCCCCACAAACAUGAGGGCACACCAUACCAUGGCCGCAGCACGUCCUACGUCUUCUGCGGUCCAGGAUGGCGGAUACCAAGAUAGAGUUUUUUAGAAUUGAAUUUUUCUAGAGACCAGUCAAUUAAAUGAAACCCAAAAAGUGGAAAGAAACAAUUCUUAUGUGGCCUGCCAAUAAAGUGCAUUUUUGUGAUGUAAACUAAGUUACAAACAAUGUCGAUAGUACAUAACUUUUUUAUACGUAAUGAUUUUUCUUUGUGUAUAUUUAUAAAAAAGAAUAACAAUAUUGAAUUAAAAUCCGUUUAUGUUUAUUUAU